UUAGAUCAGAUUGGAAUUUACCCGGGAAUGAUAUCUGAUUUCAUAUUUAAUCGUUUAUGUUUUAACUUUUUAUUUAAAGGGGCAUUUGAAUAAUGAAAAUGGGAACUAGAAGAAAAUUUAGCACUGAAACAUUGGUUGGUCGUAUGCAGAAGUCUUCACAGCGUGGAAACUCAGAAAGAGAAAAUGGGUCUAUCGUCCGGAUAAAGCUCGAUAAUUUUUUAACAUACGACUCUGUGGAGUUUCUUACUGGACCAUCCCUAAAUGUAAUAAUUGGUCCCAAUGGUACAGGAAAGAGCUCUAUUGUUUGUGCAAUAUGCUUGGGGCUUGGGGGAAAGACAGGACUUUUGGGUCGUGCCCAGCAGGUGGGAGAUUACAUUAAAUACGGAUGUCCAAAGGCAAAGAUUGAACUGGAAUUGUAUAAUAAAAAUGGAGAAAAUUGGAUAAUUUUAAGAGAGAUACAAAAGAACAAUAACUCUUCUUGGACAGUGAAUGGAAGAUCAGCCACCAUGAAAUCGGUGGAUGAACUGGUGGCAAAUCUAAACAUUCAGGUUGGAAACCUCUGUCAGUUCCUUCCACAAGAAAAAGUUGCAGACUUUGCUAAAAUGACUCCUGAAGAUUUGUUGGAGAACACGGAAAAAGCUGUUGGUAUACCAGAAAUGUUUGAAAACCACCAGCGUCUGAAACAAUCCCGGACUGAGGCUAAAUCGCUGGAAAUGAACUUUAACAGCAUGAAAGAGAGGCUGGAGAACCUACGUCAGAGAAAUGCCCGCCUCGAGCAAGACGUCAAGAACUUUGAAGAGCGGGAAAAGCAUCUUGAUAAUAUAAGAAUCCUGCAGAUGAAGAGGCCUUGGCUGGAAUAUGAAUCGCACAGACAACAACAUGAGGAAGUGAAGAAAUACAAAGAUAAAAAGGUAGAAGAGUUGAAAGCUGCCAGGUCAAAGCUAUAUCCUCUGGAUAAGAAAAUUGAUGCCCUCAAGAAAAAGAAAGAGGAAAUGGAUGCCCAAAUGAAAUCAAAGACUGAUGUUUUAAGGAAGUUUGCCAAUGACGCUCAUGCAAACAGCAAAGAAAUAGAAAAGCAUGCAGAUCAGUUUGGAGAGGUUCAAGAUCUUCUAAAGCAAAAGGAAAGUGAAGAAGAAAGCAGAAAAAGAAGAAUCACAGAUCUAAGGAGACAGUUGGAUGCCCUGGAGGAAGAACUCCGGACCUCAGUGGAAACCACAAACAUACAGCCCCAGCUUGAGGAGACAACUAAUGAGAUGAGAGCCACUAACCACAGGAUGACCGUCUUAGCCCAGGAUGGGGACAGGGUGCGGAGGGAAAUUGACGGCCUGAAGCGACAGAUUGAAGGUUACCAAAAGGAACUGAAAGAAAUUCAAAACAUUGAGAAUCGAAAACUAGAAAUGUUGCGAAAUAAACACAAGCCCACUUACGAUGCUGUGAUGUGGUUUAAGGACAACCAGAACAGAUUCCAAGGACAGGUUCAUCUCCCCCUUCUCUUAUCUGUAAACCCAACCAGCCCAGCUGUAGCAAAAUACAUAGAGAUGACUAUAAGUGCCAAUGACAUGAGGGCUUUCAUUUUUGAGAACACGGCAGACUACAAUGAGUUUAUGAGUGAAGUCAGAGAUAGGCAGAAUCUGAAAGUGAAUGCACUGAAGGUGCCCCCUCAACCGCUCAGUAGCUUCAGAUCAAAACACAACAUUUCUCAUUACAGUCAGUUUGGUUUUGUAAACUACAUGAAUGACUACAUAGUUUGUGCUGAGGGGGUCAGAAGGUACUUGUGUGCCCAGUACCAUGUCCAUAACAUUCCCGUAGGAACCCGACGAACCAAAGAUCUUGUGGAGGAAAUCAAACUGCGAUGUCCAGAACUGAGACUGUUUUAUACAGAUGAAUACCAGUACUCCUGUCGAGUUUCUAAAUAUGAUAAGUCUGUGUCAUCAAGAAGCACCAAAAUCAGAGACCCUCAAUGGAUGUCUGCCUCUGUGGAUGCUUCCAGGAUUCAAGAAAUAAACAAUGAGAUUAAGAGUUGUCAGGAGCAGAGGAAAGAGAACGAGAAUAACUACAAUGCCCUCCAGAAAGAGUCACAGGAAUUGGAGACAAAGAUGAACAGACUGCGGGAACAGAAAAAAAACUUAAUGCAAAUGAAAGACAAAAAAAAGAGGCUCCAAUCUCAGAUUGAAUCCAAAAAGCAAAGGAUACAGACGGAGGAAGCAGAGGCCAUAGAUCUUGAUGCAGAGAACAGAGCUGCUGACAAGAAGAAGAAAGCCCUCAAUGUCAAGAUGUGUGUCUGCCUGCAGAAAAUGAAGGACAACACAAAGGAAUGUUUGAAUCUCAGUGUAGAUAAAGUUCGGUUAAGUCUAAAACAUGCAUCGAUAGUUCGAGACUUGGAGAAUCUAGAGAACUCAAAAAGAGAGCAGUCCCACUCCAUGCAAGACUUGGAGAGAGAAUUUGAGGAAGCUAAAGAAAGAGUACGAGAUAUUAAAGAGAGGGCAAAGCGGUUGUUACAGACUGCCAAGAGAGCUACUGGAACAGCUGAAAAUGAAGAGCUCUCUCAAGAUAUCAGAACGCUUUUUGAGAGAGUGAGAGCCCAUACUGUGGAGGAGAUAGAUGAGGCCAUUCAUGAACAGGAAGCACGAGCGGAUUCUCUCUAUCAGACGGACGAGAGGGUCGUACAAGAAUAUCGAGAUCGCAAGGCAGAGAUAAGUAAAUUGGAGUCGGAUGUGGAAAACAGAGAACGUGCUCUGAGUGGCCAUCAGGAGAAGAUUGAGGAAAUCAAGCGACAAUGGCUGGAACCCUUACGCGAACUGAUGGAAAAGAUCAACGAGAACUUUGGGUACUUCUUCUCCUGUAUGAAAUGUGCUGGUGAAGUGGACCUCAGUGUACCAGCCAAUGAAGAGGAUUAUGAGAAGUAUGGCGUUCGAAUCAAAGUAAAAUAUAGGGACGCGGAGCAGCUACGUGAGCUGAACAUGUACCACCAGAGUGGAGGCGAGCGGAGCGUGGCGACCGUUCUCUACCUGCUUGCUCUCCAGGAACUCGCCAAGUGUCCGUUCAGAUGUGUCGACGAAAUCAACCAGGGCAUGGAUCCGGUGAAUGAGAGGAAAGUGUUUGAACUGGUUGUCCAGACUGUUUGUCAGAAGUCCAGGUCACAGUACUUUCUGCUGAGUCCCAAGCUCUUGCCCGACAUGAACUACGCCGGCAACAUGACGUACCUUUGUGUCUACAAUGGACCGCACAUGUUGAACCACAAGAACUGGGACCUUAAGAAGUUCAUCCAGAGACGAAGGAAGUUAGAAAACGAUGACUGAAGAACAAAGUAAUAUGAGAACUUGCAGUCUUUUUCAAGAGAUAUGUGUAAACUUGUGCACUUGUAAACUAGUUGUGCAUAGAUGUAAGGAAACAUUGCAAACAGAAGAAGGCCAUGAUCAUUAUUAUGAGUUAUUUCCCAUGUAUAAAGCAUGGACUUAGUCUUCUUUUUUUUAAUCUUGUGAAAUUUUUGCAGUGAGGGAGUGAGAUUUCUUGAGAAGCAAUAGAUAUGAUUAUAAUGAUAUUUAGAUUAUAAUGAUCGAUAUUUAUUACAGCGAAGAACAGUCUAGUCAAUUUUAAUCAUUGUGUAUGAGAGAGUUUUAAAAAUAUUCCAUUUCUUACUUUGUGUAUUGUGAUGAUCAGAAAGAUAGCAAGAAAUUCAAAUGAGUAUUUAUUUAGAUCUACAUUUCCACUUGUAUUCACCUGAAUUCAUGAAAAGGUAACAGUGCUUCAAGUUAUUGAAUACAUGUUGUCUGCAAACAUUCACAAUAUAUAGUUGAUGUGCAUCAGUAUUUAGAACUAAGGAAACAAAUUUGAAACGAAGAUUGAUAUUCAGUUUGGCUGAUUUGACCAUAUCUAUUAAAUUAUACUUCCUAUUUUAAAAAAAUAAUAAGGGUAAGAUUUCAAAAUUGAGCUGUCAUUUUGAUUUGGACUUACCUCUUAUCAAAUACUGAGUAGAAACUUUUGAAAUAAAUUCUAUAUUGUCUUCCUCAAUACUUCAUGUGUACAUUUUAAGUGUAGAAGUAAUAUUUAUAGCCCCAAAUCAUGAUGCAAUUGUUUAUAAAAGAAGACAGGAGUUCGGUAAUCUCAGUUUAAAGGAAAUUUCCAAUUGUCUUGAUAAAUGUGAAAUAAUUUAGGACUUCAUACUUAGUUGACAAUAUUUUUGAAGCAUUUAUAAAAAAAAAUUGAAAUAUUUUGUCUUUAUGACCAGUUCAUUUAAAACUCGUCGUACAUUUAUGUAUUCCUUUUGAUGAUGAGAAAUUUAAUGUGUUAUGUUAUUACAUGAGCGGAAGUUAAAUAAUCGAUAGAAAUGUGUUCAGUAUAAGGUGUUCAAAUGUUUAUUAACUCUUUGUUUUUACUUGGUACUUUCCUCCAUUUUAUCAAGACUUUUUAACAUUUUUUCCCAAACUAUAAUCACAGUUCUUUUCACUUUGAAACCAAGAUAUACAUUGUAAAGAGUUAAGUUGGACAAAUGGCGAGGUGUCAUCAACACAUGUUGAUACGUAUGUGUGACUAGUGCUACUCCACAUGUGAUCUGCCUUGACCCGUUUUACGUGUAUUUACAAUAAAAAGAACGAAUGUUUC
Magallana angulata is the source of this 4602-nucleotide messenger RNA. RefSeq names its product structural maintenance of chromosomes protein 5-like. The transcript has 25 exons. The coding region runs from base 93 to 3299 and encodes 1068 amino acids. Gene Ontology annotation, molecular function: ATP hydrolysis activity; ATP binding. Lineage: Eukaryota; Metazoa; Mollusca; Bivalvia; Ostreida; Ostreidae. Gene Ontology annotation, cellular component: Smc5-Smc6 complex. The record is from RefSeq and is a predicted model, not a curated record. Gene Ontology annotation, biological process: double-strand break repair via homologous recombination.